Molecule: messenger RNA, 195 nt
Organism: Chrysochloris asiatica (Cape golden mole)
Lineage: Eukaryota; Metazoa; Chordata; Mammalia; Afrosoricida; Chrysochloridae
Product: transcription elongation factor A protein-like 8-like
Exons: 2
Coding region: 1-195 (64 amino acids)
Source: RefSeq, a predicted model, not a curated record
AUGUGGCGUAACAGCAAAAACAGCCCACCAACGGAAGCAGUUGGCUUCACUGCCCAGCAUUCCAUAUCUGUAAGAGGAGUUGAUGAGUUGGAAAGGCUUAGGGAAGAGAAAAGAAUAAGAAAUAAGUUUAUGAUGAUGCAUUGGAAGCAAAGACAUUGUAGAAGCCAUCCUUAUCCUGUGUGCUUUAGGCCUUGA